Molecule: messenger RNA, 1468 nt
Organism: Eubalaena glacialis (North Atlantic right whale)
Lineage: Eukaryota; Metazoa; Chordata; Mammalia; Artiodactyla; Balaenidae
Gene: CNOT8
Product: CCR4-NOT transcription complex subunit 8
Exons: 7
Coding region: 246-1124 (292 amino acids)
Cellular component (GO): CCR4-NOT complex; P-body; CCR4-NOT core complex
Molecular function (GO): nucleic acid binding; poly(A)-specific ribonuclease activity
Source: RefSeq, a predicted model, not a curated record
GCACAGAAGUAGAACCGAAAUGGAGGAGCAGUGAUCCUGGUGAAUUGAACCAGCGAAACUAACUCAGCGAAGGCCGUAGGGGGCCGUAUUUCACUUGCGUCGUCUGAGGUCGCCCCGCCCCGCCGUUUUCGCGGCGCCCUGUUGGUUUUGUGCCUGCGCGCCGCUCCCGCGAGCUCACAGAUCAGAUCAACCAUUGACUUGCCCUCUAACAUAGUCAGCUGAAAGCGACUUCACGUUUCUUCAGGAUGCCUGCGGCACUUGUGGAGAACAGCCAGGUCAUCUGUGAAGUCUGGGCCAGCAAUCUAGAAGAAGAGAUGAGGAAGAUCCGAGAAAUCGUGCUCAGUUACAGUUAUAUUGCCAUGGACACAGAAUUUCCAGGUGUUGUGGUGCGACCCAUUGGUGAAUUUCGUAGUUCCAUAGAUUACCAGUAUCAGCUUUUACGGUGCAAUGUUGACCUUUUAAAAAUUAUCCAGCUGGGCCUUACAUUCACGAAUGAGAAGGGAGAAUAUCCUUCUGGAAUCAACACUUGGCAGUUCAACUUCAAAUUCAACCUUACAGAGGACAUGUACUCCCAGGAUUCCAUAGAUCUCCUUGCUAACUCAGGACUGCAGUUUCAGAAGCAUGAAGAGGAAGGGAUUGACACAUUGCACUUUGCAGAGCUGCUUAUGACAUCAGGAGUGGUUCUCUGUGACAAUGUCAAAUGGCUUUCAUUUCACAGUGGCUAUGACUUUGGCUACAUGGUAAAGUUACUCACGGAUUCUCGUUUGCCAGAAGAGGAACAUGAAUUCUUUCACAUUCUGAACCUUUUCUUCCCGUCCAUUUAUGAUGUGAAAUACCUGAUGAAAAGUUGCAAAAAUCUUAAGGGAGGUCUUCAGGAAGUUGCUGAUCAGUUGGAUUUGCAGAGAAUUGGAAGGCAGCACCAGGCAGGCUCAGACUCACUGCUAACGGGAAUGGCAUUCUUCAGGAUGAAAGAGUUGUUUUUUGAAGACAGUAUUGAUGAUGCCAAGUACUGUGGGCGGCUCUAUGGCCUGGGCACGGGAGUGGCCCAGAAGCAGAAUGAGGACGUGGACUCUGCCCAGGAGAAGAUGAGCAUCCUGGCGAUCAUCAGCAACAUGCAGCAGUGAUGGCGGCGAGGCUCUGCGGGUGGGCCUGGCCCCAGAGCGGUGCUUAACGUGCUGGCUGUGUAUACUUAUCUUCCUCCCCAAGAGAAGACGCGUCUUUUGAGCAAACUGUACCUACCACCUGCGUUGACAGAAAGACUUUUGUUUUACUGAAGACAAAAGAUGUCUUUAUUUUAGAUCCAGAAGAAGGGAGUUUGCUCUGAAUUUGUAAACACGUCUUCCCUAUUCCUCAUCCCUAAGCCUCUCUUCUCCAGUUGCCUCCUGCCACCAGCAUCCAUGGCUCAUUUGACACCUUCUAAAAUCCAGGACAAGUCAGAAACAAACUAGUAAAAUGUAUAUAACUCUUA